AUGGUUUUGUGUUUAUUUGUGGAUUGCCACGCAAGAAGUGGUCGAGACAGAAAUGUUUCCUUCUUCAGAGUGCCGGUUAUUGAUAAAAAGAAUGGUGAAGAAGCUGAAGAGCUUUCAACAGAGCAUCGAACGAAGUUGAUCACAGCUAUAAGCAGAGAUGACUUGACUGAACAAAUCUUAAAAAACGACCGUGUUUGUAGUCGCCAUUUUGUCUCCAGUCAUCCAGCAAAACCCUGGGAUAAAUACAACGUUGACUGGGUGCCAACACUUAACCUUAGACACACAAAAAGGAAGGCAGAAGACAUGGGGAAAGCAGUACAGGAACGAGCAGAGAGAGCUAAAGUUAGGAGGAAGAAGAAGCUUAACAGAGCAAAAGCGAUGAUCAAAGAGAAUAGACUUCGGUUGAAUGACGAAGGAACCCAAGUCUCUAAUAUCUUGUUUACAUCUACGAGCGACGAUUUAGAUACAACAACAGAAGAAUUUGUCUUGUCGUAUGGAGAACAAGAGCUUGGUGAAAAUGAAAAAUGCCGUCAGGCCGAGGUCAAAAGCUUUGACGAGAUGAGUACUCAGACCGAAGUUUUGACACGUACUCCUAAGCUUAAGUCUUAUGAUGCCUCUUCACAGACUGACGAGUUUGAUUAUUUAUUUAAUACAAAUAAGAAAGUAACUGACUUUGGCAAAGAGUAUUUUAGGAAUAGCGACAAUAAAGUACUAUUUUAUAUUGGCCUUCCUUCUUAUGAAAUCGUGAACUUUGUGUUUGAACUCGUGUCACCGUCUGCUUCUCGUCGCUCCAAAACACUGAGUCCUUUUAAAGAAUUUGUUAUGGUCCUGAUAAAGUUGAGAUUGAAUGUUCCUUUUCAAGACCUAGCUUAUCAGUUGAACAUCUCAGUUCCAACAGUUUCAUGGACAUUUCAUUCUUGGUUGAUAACUAUGGAGAUAAGAUUGUCUCCAUUUAUCCACUGGCCAGAUCAUGAAAGUUUGAUAAGAUCAAUGCCACAAUGCUUCCAGUUCAGCUUUGGAACUAAAAUUACUGUUUUGAGAUUUUUAUUGAGAAACCUACAAAUUUAUUUGCUAGAGCACAAACAUUCAGCUCCUACAAACACCAUAUUACCAUCAAGGUCUUGA
Molecule: messenger RNA, 1125 nt
Organism: Pocillopora verrucosa
Lineage: Eukaryota; Metazoa; Cnidaria; Anthozoa; Scleractinia; Pocilloporidae
Source: RefSeq, a predicted model, not a curated record